Molecule: messenger RNA, 1783 nt
Organism: Stereum hirsutum FP-91666 SS1
Lineage: Eukaryota; Fungi; Basidiomycota; Agaricomycetes; Russulales; Stereaceae
Exons: 7
Coding region: 1-1701 (566 amino acids)
Source: RefSeq, a predicted model, not a curated record
AUGGCACAACUCCACGAUCUUCCCCUAGAGUUGUUGCCGCUGAUUAUUCAACACCUCCUCAAAGCUUCCCACCUCGCAUCUGUCUGUCUCGUCAACCAUGCAUUCAACGAUUUCGCUGUACCAAUGCUCUAUGAAAGGCUUGUAAUCUAUCCUUGGUAUAAGGACGCUAAAAUCAAGGUGGCAAAAUUGUUCAAGACACUGGCUGAAUAUCCGCAUCAUGCGAAGCAUGUCAAACGACUAGAAAUCCGUGACUUUCCAAAGUCACUUCUUGGCACUUCGCCUUCCUACCUUGCCCUCCUGCACGAUUGCAUGAUUGGCUUACAGAACUGCACGACUCUUAAGUCAUGCACAUGGACAAGGGAUGGGUCUCUCACUUCGAAAAUUCUCAAUGCGCUUUCGACUCGCUACGUUGCCCAUAGGUCACCCCAAGAUCCACGCACACACUCUCCAGAAGCGUCGUUCGACUUACUGGACACUGGAUUCGCUACUUUCUCGUUGGCUUCGGCGUCGGUUAAGCUUAACUCUGCUCUUACCAGCGAGAAGAAGUCGCAUUCGGACUCGAGACUUGAUCAAGCCAUGACACGGGCUCCGCUCACGGAAUUAGAGAUCAAUGGGCACAGUGAGGGGAAUUUCGACCCAGUGCUGUUGCUGAAGUUCGACAAGUUGAGGAAGAUCUCGUUGAUUAUGCCGAGUGAUGGAGUAUUGGAAAUGCUGCCGAGGUGGGCUGGAGUGACGGGAGCGACACUGACGAGCCUUACACUGAUUUGCAAGUUCUCCAACCAUGUGACGGACGAAUUACUUGAGGCGAUCGCUCCUAGCUUGAAUUCUCUGGAGCAUCUUUAUCUUGCAGGAUGCCCUAAAGUUACGCAUAAAGGUGUAUGGGCCAUGAUCCAAGCAAACCCAGCAGGGAUCAAGGGACUAGGAUUGGAAGGCCUGUCGACUACUUUCGAUAUGGCGAUGUUUGCUCAAAACGCACAUAAAGGCACCGAGUCCUGCUCAGGUCUUAUUUCGCUCACCUCCUUAACGCUCACAAUCCAUCCUUCAACAAUCACUCCCGCCUUCACAGAAGGCGUCUUGGCUCUCCUCGCCUCUUCUCCUCUCUUACACUUUCAAAUAUAUGCAUCCUCUUCCACUCGUGGGCCCACAUCCAUGGUCACUACGGCCUCUUACAUCGCCACCCCUUCUCACUCGUCCGCAUCAUCGCAAGCGCAAUCAACGAAGCAGCGUCAGGAAGACGAGGACAAGGCACGACGACAAGCGCUCGUAGACGACUUUUGUAGAAGGGUGGUCGCCAAUCAUGGAGCAACAUUGAAGAGAUUCAGCUUUCAUAGAAUUCGACUGAGCUUGAGCGUUGUAGAAGAGGUGUGCAGGAAGUGUGCAGGGCUGGAACAGCUGUUCAUGCUGAUCAUGCCAGAGGAAUUGCCCUAUUUAGGACAAAUCUUGGCUCAUGCUAAAGAUAUGAAAACCGUACACAUCAACUUCACGCAUCGUCCAGCGACAUAUAAUCCACGCGAAGGAACCCAGAUGUUAGUCGAGCAGUGUAGCUCGUCCAUCACGCAGUUCGGGAUCGAGACGCGGGUCUGGCAUGUCGAGAGAGAGGUGGUGAAAGACGAGAAUGGUGUGGCGGUGGCAACUAAGCCUGUGCUGGCGAUGUAUACAAGUCCAGAUAUACCAGAACAGUUCCUUGUUGUCCGUGCUUAGAUGACUGUAGCAUUUUAUAGUAUCAUGAGACGUUCAGUUAGACUAUCAACUCAACUGUUACUGGGAGAUCCUUAGAAUGAUA